This is a messenger RNA of Formica exsecta, 3197 nucleotides long. RefSeq lists its product as uncharacterized. The transcript is spliced from 4 exons. The coding region runs from base 276 to 1970 and encodes 564 amino acids. The record is from RefSeq and is a predicted model, not a curated record. Lineage: Eukaryota; Metazoa; Arthropoda; Insecta; Hymenoptera; Formicidae.
UUAUAUAUUAUGAAGUCAUUUUAUAACGACACAUUUCACACUUUGAGAAAUGCUGCGCAUAUAUUUUUGUAGCAUAACAUUUUGAAAGCUGAUAUUACGGAUGACGUAAAACCAACGGAACGCAGUUAAUCGACGUUAAAAUAUUUUCUAUCGAAGAAUUUCACUUCGAACAUGACGUUGACGUUUUGUAUUUCGAGGUGCUAGAUAUAUUUUCGCACAAAUAAGCGCGUCGUCAUCGAGAAAUGAGCGGUUAGGCGAUCCGAAAAACGUGCGGAAUGCAGUUGGCAACCAGUCAGAGGCCUCACCCGCCUCCGGUGCCACCUCGGCCGAGUCGGCAGGUGGUUGCCGAGGCCCUUAAGAGGUCGCCAAGGCCGCCCUGUCCUACUAGACAGGCACCGCCGCCGCCAAACACGAAGCCCUGGAGAUCCAAUCAACAACAAACGCAACAGCAGCAACAGGUGGAUCCAUCACCGGCUGGACGCACGAUCGUAUAUGAGUCCAUCAAAGAGGAUUGCAAGGACGAAAACGCGCCCGACGAUAUGCGAGAUCGCAAGCAAGCGCGAAACGCGAUCGACAGGAAUGCCGAGGACAAUCGGUCAGAGAACGCAGGCAAGAUCGCCUCGUCUCAUGAACAUCACGAGAUCUGUACAAACACUAGCUCAGGGAAGCUUUAUCCUACGGGAAACAUCCCGGUGAACAUUGUGCGAAAACGCAACAGUCUGACUGAGGAUCAACGGCCUCAACACAGACUGGAGACUCGAAAAAACUCCCGUGGGAAGGAUCCAAUCGAUCUAUCGGACUAUCGAGGACGAUGCACGGGUUCGCCCGGUAAGGAUCAACAGAAGGAGAGUAGUGCUGUCGCCGCGACGGAGAGAGUCGAAGCGACAUUGACGAUGACGAAGCUACCGGCAGCUGUCAAGACUGUCAACGUGUCCUUGGAAGACGGGCAUCAUGCUUUGUUAUCUAGUCCGGAUUCCGCUGGCGGGCAAGUCAUGGUGAGUCACCCGGAAAAAUGCAACGGCAAUUCGGAGAGAGAGACGGAUGACGAGCAGGUUGGAUCGACGCCCACGUGCAGAUCGUGCCCUGGUGAACAGCAGCAGCAGAAACAGCAUCCGGAAAUUCUCUCGGCAAAGGGAAAGGCUGCCGGGAAUGACGGCGCUGAGGCUGUAUCCUCGAUCGAGAGAUCGACGAGCGUCCCGAGCGUUGACCGCGCCGCCACCACGGUGCUCGUCAUGGACGAACCAGAGCAUAAAAUCGCGCUUAGCGAUCACGAGGACAAUAACGACGAUGAUAAUGACGGCGACAACAACAUCCAUCGACAGGACUGGCUGGAGGCAGGAGUCCAUUACUCUUCCACGCAGAUCACUCUACACGGAGACGACAUCGUCGACGGGGAUCGUAUCAAUGGUUACGAUCAUCGCGAGGAGGAAAGGAUCACUGAUCUUGAUUUUAUCAGCAUACAAGAAAGGAUCGCGAUGUCUUCCUUGCAAGGAUUACCCCCGUUACCUAGGAGCCUGAGCGGUUUCAACCUGAGCGGACGCGGCGAGAGCGGCGAGCCACCUCCACCGCCCACGAGAUCGUCAAGUAAAUCCCAAAGAGGCGGUAAACCGUCGUCAUCGAGGCCAUCGCCACCUGCCAGACAACUCACCACCCUGGAUACCCAGCUGGCGGUGCUCAGGAGAGAAAUGUUCGGGCUGCGGCAACUCGACCUCUCUUUGUUAUCACAACUGUGGUCCUUGAACGAGUCGAUCCAAGAGUUUCGACAGUUGCUACAGGAGCAAGAGGAUCGAGCGCCUUCGCCAUCGCCCAGUAGCGAAGAGGGAGACGACACAUCCGGAACGCUUCCGCCACCACCUCCAAGAAGGCCGGCACCCACGCUGCAUCAUCAUCGACCGCCACGACCGCCCAGGCUACCCAGACCGUCGGCUAGCGACGAGUCGCCAUCGAGCGAAGAGUACGGAGCCGUUUGACGUAUCGUUACUGAGAGGAAAAAGUACUCAAGAAAGUCUCGAUCCUCUCAUCGCACUUAAAGCGGCGUGCCCUGGGGAAUGCCAAUAUUUACGAGAAAAAAUCUCGAAAAACUGAUGUGAAAACAUAAAUUGCGAGGAUGGACAUUUCCUAUCGGCGGUUAAGACUCGCAUGUGAUGUGACAUUUAAUUACGAACUACUAAUUCCUAAAGGUACCUGUAACGUUACUUGUCGGGUUACUCAAGAUUUCGAUCUAUUAGACAGUUCUCUCUCUUUAAUUCUCGAUUGGGAUCGACUCAAUCGUUUGACUGAGAGAAAUUAUACCCGGUAAAUAAAUCGCAUUGUACACACGCAAACGGUGUUAUUUAUCUAGGGAAGGUGCCGCUUGAAGAAAUUACGAUCUAUGAUGCUGCUUUAGCAUGAAGGAAGGACUUGUAAUCAAAAUGGAAGAUUACGAUAGUUUAGCCGUUAUUGCGGAGAUCGUUUUGCGUAUGCAGGGUAAUAAUCGAUUCGCAGGCUGAAGAAGAGUGUUGAUUUGCCAAUUCGCAGCAACCGACGACAUUCCGUAUAUGUCGCACUCUCUAGAUUAAACAAAAAGGAUUCGAUUGCCACGAGCGAAAGAGCUAAUUUUAGCUCGGCACGCUGCUCUCCUCUCUACUUGUGAUAGCGCUCGAAGGGGCCUUUGAUUAAUGAUAAUCACAUCCAUAUUUGUGCAGAUUAAGAUUCAAGACUUCGCUCCGCCGCGAAGCGACCAUAACAGAUCCGAGCCCGUUGCACCACGAUUCUUUGGUGUUAUAGUCUGAAAAAUAGCACGAUUCAUUGACGUCAUUUAAUUAGAAAAUUUGCUAGUGAGUUUGAAAUCACGGUGUUCUCUUCUCUUUCGUGUUUUUUAUACUGUUGUGCUCAUUGCAAAGUUCAUUCUCGUUGUUGAUAUUUUCGAGUUACUUGCGCAACUAGAUCUACCGUACACGUGAGAAGGAAGGAAAAAUUUAAUAUCUUUGGAAAAUAUAACUAGCGGGAUUUCUAUAAAUACGCGAUUUCCCAUUAUAAGUAUAUCUUUUAGUAUUUUUUUUCUCUGUGACGUCUCAAUCCGUCGAAUUUCCGUGCGUAUGGUAUUUUCGAAAAAAUUAGGAUUAUCAAUGUUUUGCAGUGCCCUUUCGCGUAGAUUAGCACGAGCUGUGUGUAAAGUGAUGUAAGACUAUGCAGAAUAAAUUAAACUUAAUUUAAAU